AUGGAAGGGACAAUAAAGCCAAGUAACAUACGCGCAAUCUUUUAUAUUGAUCCGUACAACCCAAAAGCAAAGACUGUUUCCGAGAUGUUUAGUUUGCUUCAAACAACAAAUGAGGAGGACGCUAAUGUCAUUUGUGUCUUUGGUGGGGAUGGGACAUUCCUCCAUGCGUUCCACAAGUACGCCGAUAGGAAGAUUCCCUUUCUUGGGAUCAAUUGUGGGAAUGUCGGGUUUUUGAUUAACAGCAUUGAGGAGGUCCGCGGGAGUGUCGAGAUCGAUCGCCCCGUUCGCUGUUAUACCCACCCUUAUUUAACGGCAACUUCCAUCAUGGGAGAGAACACUUUACCUCCGGUAAAAGCGUUUAAUGAUGUUUGGAUAGAGCGGAACUGUGGGCAGUGUUGUUGGUUUGAAGUGUCUAUAAAUGGAGUCGUACGAAUUCCAAAAUUAACGUGUGAUGGAUGUAUUAUAUGUACACAAGCGGGAAGUACAGGGUAUUCCAGGAGUGUUGGGAUGAUCCCAAUUCCUUAUGGUACUCCUCUCAUUGGACUUGUUCCUAAUAAUGCCAGUUUCCCACACGGGAUUAAACCUAUGUUCUUUCCAAUUGGAACAUCUAUUACUAUUAGAAAUCUACAACCUUAUAGAAGAUUUACUAGAGCUUUUUAUGACGGGAUCGAGAUUGGAGAAGUGACACAAAUCUCAGUCUGUGUUGUCCAAAACGGUUGCACUACAGCUAUGACUCAUGAUAUGGAAAGCACUGACGUGUUCUUGGACAAAACUCUCUCAUUUUUUGAUUGA
Molecule: messenger RNA, 792 nt
Organism: Entamoeba invadens IP1
Lineage: Eukaryota; Evosea; Mastigamoebida; Endamoebidae
Product: inorganic polyphosphate/ATP-NAD kinase, putative
Exons: 1
Coding region: 1-792 (263 amino acids)
Biological process (GO): NAD+ metabolic process; NADP+ biosynthetic process
Molecular function (GO): NAD+ kinase activity
Source: RefSeq, a predicted model, not a curated record